Hemibagrus wyckioides is the source of this 1527-nucleotide messenger RNA. RefSeq names its product OX-2 membrane glycoprotein-like. Lineage: Eukaryota; Metazoa; Chordata; Actinopteri; Siluriformes; Bagridae. Gene Ontology annotation, molecular function: cell-cell adhesion mediator activity. The coding region runs from base 315 to 1283 and encodes 322 amino acids. The transcript has 6 exons. The record is from RefSeq and is a predicted model, not a curated record.
UUACAUAACAGGAAGAAGCCGACUGGAGAUGGAUCUAUAUCGGUUCGAUGGAUGAAAUUAAGCAAAAUAGAAAAUUAAAUGCUGUAAAAUACUUUAUUUUAGCACGGGGUUAACAUGGCGUUGUCUAGGAUUUUGCUAGUGCUUUUUUUUUUACCAGCAUUGAAGCCAUAAGGGUCAUUGGUCGGGAUGUGACUGUGACAGCAGGAGAUGAUGCAAAGUUGUUCUGUCAAGUGGUUGAGACAGCAGAGCCUCUGCUGAGUAUUAGGUGGCAAAGGCGAACAAAGGAAAAGCCAUCAAUUACAGAUCUUUUGGUUAUGACAUCAGGUGGCAAACAGGAAUAUAUAAACGGAGCGAGGGACAGAGUAAAAUUUGCAGGGAGCUACACAGGACUGGACGGUUCAAUUCUUCUACAUAAUCUUACUGUUUUAGAUGAAGGAAUCUACACCUGCAUCUUCGAUGUAUUUCCAAGUGGAUCUUAUGAAACAGAUGUUCGUCUCACGAUACAAGUUUUGUCAGCGGGGAUACUGAAGAGAGAGGACUUGAAUGUGUCCCUUGGAGGAGAUGCAACGUUUUCGUGUGAACUUCCGGGCGCUGUUGGAGUAAAGCAGGUCAUUUGGCAGCAACACAGAGAUGAUGGCACCCUGCGCAGUAUGGUCACUUUUACAGAGAGCUCUAAACCCCAAGUGGACGAUGCGUUCGUGGACAAAGUGAAUGUCACCGUGGCAUCAGUCCAAAGUACUACUAUUGUGAUAAAGAAUGUGACUUUCAAAGACGAAGCCUGUUAUGUGUGUACCUUCAGUGUGUAUCCGUCUGGAACCGAGAGGGAGACAGCAUGCCUCAGUGUACAAGGUUUAUCAGAAAUCACUUCCCAGUUUCCGGAUACACCUAAGGGGAAGGACAUUGUUGUCUCUUGCUCAGCCACUGGUAAACCUAGACCGGUGUUCAGCUGGUGGUCUGAAGAGGAAGAACUGAGCGAUUACUCAUCAGAGACGUUCACAAUAAAGAAUGAGGACAGUACAGAAACAACUACAAGUAAUCUAACAAUUCCACAUUCACAAUUCAGUGGAAAAUACGUGAAAUGUGUGGCUAGAAGUGGCAGUAUAGAGAAGAGUGUAAACAUUACGGUGGAGAAACAGAUAAGAGAUACAAAGACUCCAGAGGCACCCAGAUAUUAUAUUGUUUCUGCUCUUGUCAUGAUCACCAGUGUUGUUAUCAGUUGUGUUGUUAUUCUUUUGCAUCGGAAACGGAAAAAAGAUCAAAAACACCUUAUUGAGACCGUCUGAUAUACAUUGACACUCAAAGGUUUUCCUCUCAGAAGUAUGAGAAUAUUGGAAUAUUGUAAGAGAAUUGAAAAACACUGUGAAAAAUGAAUGUUUGUAUUGUGUGUCAGUGUUCACCUGGACUAAAAAAGCACUUUAUUCAGAUAACAAAGUCAAAACAUAUUUAUUUAUAAAUGAUUUUAUUUUUUUUGUUAAAUUAUUGUUGUAUUUGUCAUCAUGUAAAUUAUUUAAAUAAACAACUAAUAUA